AUGCCGUGUGCCCUGGGCAUGGAACAGCCUUGCCGGGCAGCUGCAGCAGCAGAUCCGCGGUGCGGCACUGCGCUGCGUUCGUAUGCCGGGCUGGGGGCACCUCUUCCCGUUGCCCCCUCAUCAGCCCCCUUUGCCUCUAGGGCCCUGCUGUACCUGCAGGAGCUGGCGCAGGAGUUAUCGUCCGUAUACCAGCCCCCGGUGCCCAGUGAAACUGUCCCAGAGCAGGAGGCCGAUGGCCCCAAGAGGAAGCGCCGCAGCCGCAGGAGGGAGGAAGAGGAGGUGGAAACAGAUGGUGACGACCCCUCCCAGGAUGCUGACUUUGUGCCCUCGGCCGAAGUGCUGCUGCAGGCGGAGGAGGAGGAAGAGGAGGAAGAAGAGGAGAGCGAGGCCCUGCUCAGCCGGGUCUCAGAGCUGGAGCCGGACAUCCCUCGCAGGCACAGCCUGAAGGCAGCAUCUGCAGGGAGAUCUAAGCCUCAGUGCCGAGGGUUCGCCCCCAACGGCUUCCACAAUUCCAUCAUGACGCCAGUGUGGAAGUGCUUCAGCAUCACCCGCAGCCUGCGAGAUCGCAACUACUCCCCCUGGGAGUUCCCAGACUGGAUUCCUCUGGCCCACAAAUGGACCUUUCUCUCUGAAAACGAGGCCGCCCCAUACUUGCCUGAGGAGGUGAAGUCUCCACUCUUCUCCAUCCAGAGGGAGGGCAUUGAGGAAGACGGUAUCCUGUACCGGAUCAACAGGUUUAACUCCCUGCAGCCCCAUGAGGAGCGAUGGGAUGUGUCAUUCUUCGUGGGUGGCCCUGUGUGGGCGAUGGAGUGGUGCCCCACACCCGAGGGCUCCGCUGCCGGUCAGCAUGUGGCACUCUACUGCCACAGGGGCAUGGAUGAGAAGCACAGUCUGGCCAAGGUCCACACUGGUCCCUCACUACUGCAGCUCUGGAGCCUGGGCCCACUGCAGCAUGAGGCAGGCUCUGCCACCAAAGCUUCAUUGGCCUAUGCCAUUGCCACCAAUCACGGCUGCAUCUGGGACAUGAAGUUCUGCCCAAGUGGAGCCUGGGAGCCCCCCAUGACUGGCAGGAAGCUCCCGCAGUUGAGCCGGCUGGGCCUGCUGGCCGUGGCCCUCUCAAAUGGCAGGGUGGUGCUGUACACACUGCCGCACCCCGAGGCGCUACAGGCACUCAAGAGAACCCAGGUGCAGUGCAUUGCCACGCUCCAGGUGGGCUCCAUCCAGGCCGGCAGCUCAUCUGAAUGUGGCCAGUGCUUCAGCCUCUCCUGGAUGCCAACCCGACCCCACCACCGCCUGGCAGCUGGCUUCUACGAUGGCACCGUCGCCAUUUGGAACCUGAGCACCAUGUCCCUGCUGCAGCGUGUGUACCGGCCCAAUGGCUCCCUCAAGCUCUACCCGGCCCAGUGCUUCCUGGCCCAUGACCAUGCCGUUCGCAGCAUGGAGUGGUGCAAAGCCAACAGUAACUUCCUGGUGACGGCAGGGAAUGACCGGAAAAUCAAGUUCUGGGACCUGCGGCGCCUCUAUGAACCCAUCAACAGCAUCAAGCGGUUCCUCAGCACUGAGGUCGUCUGGCUGCUGCCCUACAAUGGAGUCACCGUAGCCCAGGACAACUGCUAUGCCUCCUACGGACUCUGUGGGAUCCACUAUAUUGACGCCGGCUACCUGGGCUUCAAGGCCUAUUUUGUGGCCCCACGCAAGGGGACGGUGUGGAGUAUCUCGGGCUCUGACUGGCUGAACACAGUGGUGGCAGGGGAUGUCACUGGGGAACUGGUGGCUGCUGUGCUGCCUGACUUGGCCAUGAACCCGCUCAACAUCAAGCGCCCCUCGGAGCGCAGAUUUCCCAUCUACAAAGCUGACCUGCUGCCCUGUAGCCCUGCGGGCGCCCGGGACAUGGAGCAGCCGGCACCCAAGGCCAAGACCUAUGGCGAGAUGGUGGCCCAGCACUAUAUCCGCUUCCAGGACACCAAUCUGCACAACUUCCAGAACUUCCCCAGCCGGGAGCCUAUGCGCCGGAUGCAUGCUCAGGAGGUGAAGUCAGGGCUGAGCCUGGACCGCCUGCAGCUGGAGUCCAUCCACAAGGUUCGCUUCAGCCCCAACCAGGACUCUCAUGGCUGGCUGGUGUCGGGGGGCCAGGCCGGCAUCGUGCGGGUGCACUGCCUUGCAGGACUUGCUCUGCCUGGGGACUGCCAGCCAGCGCCAGGGCUGCACCCUCCACCCAACUCUGCAUCACAGGAACCAACAGCCAGCCCCAGCCCUGGCCCCACUGGGCAUCUGCUGUCGCCAACUGAGUAGGCCUCGGGCUGAGCUGCGUUGCAGAGCCCCUGGCUGGUGUAGCCCCUCCAACCUGGCCUCGGGGUCGGACCCUGCAGGGUGUGGGGUGAAUGUGGAUUUCCGAGGGGCUCUGGCCCCCGGCCCCAGGGAGGAGCCUGCAGGGCAGAAGCUCCACACUGGGCCUUUGGGGCAGGCCCCAAGCUCGGGGCAGGGGCAUGGGUGGGGGGCACAGUGUGGGGCCCCAGGGGCUGGCGCUCCACCUGUGUGCAUGUGGCUUUGUCGCAUCCUGUUUCCUCCUGGCCUGCAGCUGGCUCCAGGGAGUCGUGUCUUUGUGCUGCGCUGUGGGGGGCCGGGCCGGGGCUGGGGCCGGGCACUGGGAGCACUGGGCAGUGGCCCGUAGCCCCAGCUAUGUGGCAGCCACAAAUUUGCUCACAUUGAGCCUGUGAUCUUAAUUGUUCAGUAAAGGUGUUUGUUUUGUAAA
Alligator sinensis (Chinese alligator) is the source of this 2752-nucleotide messenger RNA. RefSeq names its product general transcription factor IIIC subunit 2 (gene GTF3C2). The transcript has 16 exons. Gene Ontology annotation, biological process: transcription by RNA polymerase III. Lineage: Eukaryota; Metazoa; Chordata; Crocodylia; Alligatoridae. The record is from RefSeq and is a predicted model, not a curated record. Bases 1 to 2292 code for a protein of 763 amino acids. Gene Ontology annotation, molecular function: protein binding. Gene Ontology annotation, cellular component: transcription factor TFIIIC complex.